UAGUGCCAUUUAUUUCCUCUGUCAUCUUGGUGAUCCGCGACGUCUCCCUCAUCAGAGUAGGGCUGAAAACCUCCAAGACUCUCAUUCAAUGCUUCUGUCUCUGCCCACGAUACUUCAAGCUAAAAAUACUCUACCGCAAUCAUGCUGAACAAUAAUGUACCCUCCGAAUCAUUUGAGCAACUCCGCCUCGUCCCGAGCCAUGUCCAACAGUCAAAACCAGCAGUUAGUCGUGACCCACAAUUCUCAGGAUGGUUACCGGCCUCGAAUCCCAUGCCAACCUUUUGGCAAACAGAUUUACAUCCGCUACAGGACCACCGCUCUACAGAGCAGCUGCCAGAGCACGUUGAUUUUGUGAUCAUCGGAGCAGGCUAUGCGGGCGUUGCUAGUGCAUAUCACAUGAUCCAGGAUGGGUCCUGUAAAGAUCUUAGCAUCCUGAUCUUGGAGGCCAGAGGCGUUUGUUCUGGCGCUACUGGACGAAAUGGUGGUCAUUUACGACCAGAUCUAUAUGGCCACAUUCCAACCUAUAUCGACAGAGCUGGCGCCGAGGCUGGCUUGGAGAUUGCGGAGUUCGAAAUCGCCCAUGUGCAUGCAAUCAAGAAAAUCGUCGAGAAAGAGGGUAUAGAUUGCGACUUCACCCUUACAAGGACGAUUGAUACUUGGUGUAAUGAAGAUUCCGCGAAGCAAGCAAAGCAGGUCUACGACCAAAUGGUAGCUCGGAACUUCAAGUACAUGGACGAUGUGAUCUUCUAUACUGGGAAGGUUGCAGAAGGGAUCUCGGGAGUAAAAGGCGCCAAGGCUGCUGCAUCGUAUACUGCUGGCACCAUGUGGCCAUACAAAUUUAUCUUGGCCCUUGCUGAGAUCCUGCUUGCUUCGGGUCAAGUCAACCUCCAAACACACACUCCAGCAACUUCAAUCUCCCCGGAUCCAAAUGGUGGCCACAUCAUUACCACUCCGCGUGGCACAACGCACGCCAAAACGGUCAUCCACGCCAACAAUGCCUAUGUCUCGGGCCUUCUCCCCGAAUACGCAAACAACAUCAUCCCAUGCAAAGGUAUCUGCUGCCGGAUUGCUGUCCCAGAAGGUCAAACAGCCCCUCUACUCAACAACUCCUACAUCAACCGCACCGCCGAUGGCACACUUUCUUACCUUAUUGGCCGCACGGAUGGAAGCAUAAUCGUAGGCGGAGCCUCAUCACUCUUCAAGCCCCACAAACCACAAUGGUACAACAAUGUCGACGACAGUAUCCUGAUCGACGCAGCCAAAGACUACUACACAAAUUACAUGCAAGAGACGUAUCACGGCUGGCAGGACUCCGGAGCAAAGGUUGACAGUAUAUGGGCUGGAGUUAUGGGCUAUUCGUACGAUUCCAAUCCGCACAUUGGCACCAUUCCGGGCCGGGAGGACCAGUUCAUAUUAGCUGGUUUUAAUGGCCACGGAAUGCCGGUCAUUUGGCUGGCAGCGAAGGAAUUAGCGUCAAUGGCAGUGCAUGGUAAAGAGUUUGAGAGCACAGCGCUGCCGCGGCUGUUUAAGACGACACAGGUUAGGAUCGAUCGGGCGAAGAAUGGGAGAGAAGAGGAUGGAGAUAUUAUUGGUACAGGAGGAUUUUCAGCCACAAAGCAAUAGAAGGUGUAACCAUAAGCCAUGAGAUCAGUUGGAAAACGUUAGCAACAAAAAUAGGGGAGUGGAAAUAAAGUUCAGAUACUUUUGCAAAGUGUGUCCAUCUGACUUUAAUGUCGGCACCAGAGGCUCUGAGUGGCUCAACGCUGAAAACCUGACUCAGGAGAUCCGAC
This is a messenger RNA of Hyaloscypha bicolor E, 1790 nucleotides long. RefSeq names its product FAD dependent oxidoreductase. The record is from RefSeq and is a predicted model, not a curated record. The coding region runs from base 142 to 1623 and encodes 493 amino acids. Gene Ontology annotation, molecular function: oxidoreductase activity. Gene Ontology annotation, cellular component: cytoplasm. The transcript has 2 exons. NCBI's taxonomy places the organism in Eukaryota, Fungi, Ascomycota, Leotiomycetes, Helotiales, Hyaloscyphaceae.